Fonsecaea pedrosoi CBS 271.37 is the source of this 3357-nucleotide messenger RNA. RefSeq lists its product as uncharacterized. Lineage: Eukaryota; Fungi; Ascomycota; Eurotiomycetes; Chaetothyriales; Herpotrichiellaceae. The transcript has 4 exons. Gene Ontology annotation, molecular function: ADP binding; protein binding. The coding region runs from base 1 to 3357 and encodes 1118 amino acids. The record is from RefSeq and is a predicted model, not a curated record.
AUGGCGACUUUUGAUACCCAAGUCGGCAGCAGAUUGGCAAUAUCAGAGGCUUUUUCCAAUUCAAACCCCAAUGUGGAUUUGGUCCUGAUACCUGGAGUUGGCACCGCGGCUGUCCGGGAAUGGGGAGUCUGUCAGCAAUCAUGGCUCUCGAUGUUAGAGCGAGAAGAACACAGCCGGCUCAGAAUUCUCGAGUUCCACUACCAAAUUCCACUUGAUGACCACUUCUCCUGGCAAUUCUUUCUCGACCAAGGCGCAAAUCUUCUCCGCGAACUCUCUCAGCUUCGGAGUGCCACCGAUGCACAAAAGCGACCAUUGCUUCUUAUGUGCCACAGUCUUGGAGGAUUCAUCCUCAAACAGGCUAUAUCUAUUGCAAACUUCCAACAUCCGAGAUAUGAUCUCCUGCUCAAUGCCCUAGUUGGCAUGGUGUUCCUUGGCACGCCGCAUAGUUCACCAGGAGACGACACUCUCUGGGAGCAAUGUUUAUGGAUUUUGAGAGCGGCCAACCCGGGGAUGUCGAACAAGCAGGCGCUACUCCAGAAGAAAAAUGACACAUCUCUGUUGACUAACUUGGGGGCUCGUUUUCAAGAUGUCAAUACCAAUUUACGCAUCUUGUCUGUGUAUGAAGAGAGGAAGACCAUCAUCCCCCGAACUUUUACAAGCAAGAAACUGAUUCUUGUUGACUUGGAACUGGCGAAGAUCGGCGCACUGCGGGAGCAAUGCUUCGGUUUACCUCUGUCACAUCUCGAUCUAUGCAGUCUGAAGGAUGAAAACGGUGAGCCCGACAUGCAUAUCGUCGACUGGAUGCGAACUGUUUUGAGAUACUCUAUCAGCAAUGUAGAGGAUCGGAUGCGAUCAUAUCGAUCACGAACUCCAUCUGACCACAGAUCCGACAGUGGCGGCUCGAAGGAGGCUGCCGAGUACGUCCUCAGCCGGAACGAAGGAAGCGCAGAGGCUGGAAACACUGGAGAGGGCCAAUAUGGAUCCACGACAAUUGAUCUGGAGGUGAUUCCCAUGGUUGAGGCUUUCGCUCCGUCAAGAAGGCAGGCGGUAUUGCCAUGCAGAUCCCUGGGUGGCUACCCGCGGAAUAAAGAGUUCACAGGCAGGGUUCGCGAAUUGGAAUUGCUUGACAGCCUAUUGCUUCCUUCUCAAGACCGUCUGGUGUCUUCCGAAUCUCAAGCAUCAAGACAUGUUACUCUCUGUGGUAUGGCUGGUCUUGGAAAGACAGAACUCGCUUUAGAGUUUGCACAUUCCCGUCAAGAACGAUUUGAUGCUGUUUUCUGGAUCCAUGCUGACACUGUGAACAAGCUAGAGCGUGAUUUUGCCGAUAUCGCCGUCAAUCUGGGGCUUGAAGAUGAUAAAGAACCCCGGGAUCUUGUGGUCAAUAGGGAGACAGCAAAAGGCUGGCUGUCAAAACCCACGAAGCUCUUAGAUCAAACACACGAUACUGUCGGCCAGACGGAGGCCUCUUGGUUGAUUGUAUUGGACAAUGCAGACAACCCGGACGUUAUCAGUGAAUACACACACAUAUUCGGAUCUGGAUCGUGGUUAAUCACCAGCCGACAUCCACUGGCGAAAACAUCAUUUUCUCGUGAUACUACAGUCCUGGACCUGGAACCACUGGACAAUCACACAGGCGCCCAGCUUCUCCAGAGAUUGACCGGCGCAAACGACGACGACCAUCUCUCGUUGAUGGUGUCACAACGACUUGGCGGACUUCCACUGGCUAUUGCUCAGAUGGCUGGCGUCAUUCGCCGCCAGUAUAUGCUUCUCAAAGAUUUCCUAGAAGUUUAUGAAGACGACACGAGGAAUCCGAUGGACUCUCCAACGGGGUCACUGAAGUCGUUGAACGUCCUAGAGCUUGAGCUGGAGCAAAGACCGGCCAGAGCCAGAGGCUCAAUCGCGUCCAUCUGGGCUAUUGACGCGCUGACGCCGUCCUCGCGGAGUUUACUCGAGGCGAUGAUCUUUCUGGACCCAGAUUGCAUACAAGACUACUUGAUGAAAGACUGCUGUGCUCAAGUAAUCACGGAUGCAUCUUUUCCCAGGCGUCUAAAGGGGUUCUUCACGGCCCGUGCUGCCUUGAUGAACAGCUCCUUAUUGAAGACGGUUAAUGACGAUACUGGCGUGAGGAUUCACAGGGUCCUUCAGGAUGCCGUUAGAGUGAACUCGAGACGCAAAUUGGACGUGAUCUUUGCAGACACGGUGGCUGUCUUGUGCGAAGCGUGGCCUUCUGCUGCCAUGCACAAGAUCCACGACGUCGAGCGGUGGCCACGAUGCAAAGAAAUCUACCAGCACGUCAACUAUCUUCGAGCUGAGUACAAGGAGCAGUUGCUUGAAGGCAAGAAUCUAUCGAAGUUUCAAUACGCGAAGCUGUUGUAUGAAGCUGGAUGGUAUCAACACGCAACAGGAAACUCUUAUGCUAUCCGCGACAUGCUUGACGAAUCAUGGAAAAUUUGCCAGACUUGCGAAGAAAGCCAGCAGAGUCGAAACCUACUCGCGGACAUCCAUUACACAAUGGGUGCCAUAGCUAGUGAGACCAACGAUCCGGAAUUGUGCAUGCAACAUACAAGGGCUCUCCUGGAUAUGAGAAUGCAAGUUGCCGAGAAGACUGCGAUCAGAGAUGUACGCCUAGCCAUUGCCUACAACGAAAAUGGAAUAGCAAGAAUGAUGUCUCGCGACUUUGACGGAGCCGAGAGGUGCUUUGAGAGCGCGAUUGACGUGUACAGUUCGCUUCCGGACUUCCGAAAGGACAUGAACACCGUGUCACACGCAAAUCGAGGUUUGGCUGCUUGGCUGAAAGGUGACUUCACCCGUGCAAUCAAGAUAUUCGAGGAUGCAAUUCGAGACCGGGAAGAGCUUUUCGGCUUUCUGGAUAAGGAGAAUUUCCGUUGUGGGCGCUUGUGGUAUGGUCUGGGAAACGUGAGAUGGAGCCUCGGAGAAUUUAAGCAGAGCUGGGAAUGCCAUCAAAAUGCUUUCGAGCAAGCUCAGGACACCGUGGGCGUUCGACAUCAUCGCUUCGCCGACAUUUGCCAUCGAAUUGCACAGCAUUUGCUCCGCCACAGCAACCUCAACCGUGAAAAUCGAGCCUCAUCGAAAACACAUCUCGAGCAAGCUCGAGAGGUUAUCGACCAAGCUUUGGGGAUCUGGGGCACGCACCAAGCUACCUAUAGACCAGAACUGGCGCGCUCCUCCUUCCUCAAGGCAAAAAUCCUUCAUCGCGCCGGUGCGGUAGACGAUGCUUCAGCACUUUUCAAAUAUGCAGCCAAAUCAUGGAGGGAACUCUCCGCAGGUGCCAACAAACCGGAUCGGGACUUGACAGAAGAAGAUUUCGAUGAACUUGUCACAUUCUGGUCCAAGUGA